Messenger RNA from Diatraea saccharalis (sugarcane borer), 2996 nucleotides. The record is from the annotation of a GenBank genome assembly. Lineage: Eukaryota; Metazoa; Arthropoda; Insecta; Lepidoptera; Crambidae.
CAAUUUCUUUCGUGUCUCCCUCACAACGGGACAUUGGCUGAAUUUCUGUGUUUAAUGGAAAAAGGCCAGAAUUAAAAAAAAAAAACAAAAAAAAGAAAGCCAUUUAUAAGGUUUUUCUUCUAUAAGGUUACAAACGUGAGUGAGAUAGGAAAAAGUAUUUUUAUAAAAUCAAAAAUAAAAAGAAGAAAAUAUUUAUUCAGUCUAGGCUGUUACAAGGACUUGUGAAAGUCGAGAGCUACGCCAUCUGUUCGUUAAUCUAUUGCGAGAGACCUUGUACCAAGAAGAACCGGCAAGAAACUCGGCAAGGGCUGCUUUUUUUCUCCCUAUUUUAUUUCAUAUAGAGCGUUAAAAUUAAACUAUUACUCAUCAGCAACAAGUAAUAUAGCAAUAAAAAACUGUCAAUUUAUGGAAACCGAACAUGGGGGGGAGUGGCAGACGGAGCUGACUAUUUAACCGGGUAACCACCAAGGUCAUAUCAUUAUUGUUUAAUCAUAUUUACUAUCAAUAAGAAAGGAUUAUUCACCAAGGCAAUAGACAGGUACUAGUUGUUGAAAAUCGAUAACAAAAGACUAAAAAUAGUACCAUACUCAGAAAACUUGUAAUCGAAAACAAAAUUCAACCAGUAGCAUUGUUUGACACAUUAAGCAUAGACAAACUUUUAUUUGACAGUUAUUUGAAAAAUAAAAAGGACAAAAACCGAGCGGAAAUUACAAAAUAUUACUGCAAACAUUUUUAUACUGAAAACUGAAAUAAAAGUGCCACGAUGAAUCAUAUUUUUCAUUAGAAGUGUACGGUUUUUUGUGAGCUCUAAAUGAUGAGUGUAUAUUUUUUCUGUUUGACUUUCGUGGUUUGAUAUUAAAGAUGUAUACAUUGAAGGGAAUUUUUCCGGAACCCAAAAAGGACCAUAAAAAGAAUUUCAUCAGGGAAAAUAUGAAACAAUUGAAGUACAUUCAAGGCAAAUCGCCAAAAGAGCCCAAGUUUACAUUAAAAAACAUCCCUCCACCACGACUGACCAGUACAGUGACUACGGGAAACACUUUAGGUCAAGUAAAAUCUUCACCAUCAAAUAAAAGUGGGAAAGUAUCUCUAAACAUUGGUAAGACUAGUUCAACAUAUUCUCGUAAGAAGUAUCCAGAUGUUAAAAUAAAAAAAGGUGAUAUGGCAGAGUUUUUAAAAAGGAAACAACAAAGACAAGUGAUUAAACCUAUAGAUACAUCUGCUGAUGAGGAUGCAAGAUCUUCAGAAUCCUCUGGUCGGGCAAGAGAUAUUGGCUGCCAGACUGUGGAAUCUAACCUUUCUCAAAAAUUAUCAGACUGUGCCAAAUUAACUAUGAUUUACCCCAAAAAAGAAAUUGAAGAUGAUGCAAAGUUAAAAGCUAGUGGAGAUUCUGACCGUCGAUCACCAUCUCCAAAUAUGAAAAACCGCACAAGUGAAGAUAUUAUAGAAUUUGAAAGAAACCGUAGUCGUCUCAAUUCAAUAUUAGAAAGGAAAGAUAAAAAGGACCCAUAUUUGCCUUGUGGUUAUCAAAAAGGUGUAGUUCCUAAAUAUUUGCGUGAACGCAAAGAACAUGGUCCAAAAGAAAGUGAUGGUGCAGGAGCUGAUGUUGACCAGUCCACAUGUCCUCCAGGUCAUGUGACAUUACCAGAUACAGAGAGAAAAGAAACCUUACGUAUGCUUAGAAAUAGUUUUGCAGAAUUAGUAAGUGAAUUAAACAAAAUGCCAGUUAAAACUGACACACUUAGAAUGCGAAAUAGAAAGAUGGAACUGGAGAAACAACUGGCCAAACUAGAAGAGGGCAUCAAAGUAUUUUCUAGGCCUAAGGUUUUUGUCAAGAUAGGAGAAUGAAGUUUUCUAUUUUGAGAUAAACAAGUAACAAUGUAUGAUCAAUCUAAUACAUGCUACAUUUAAAUUUUAUGUUGAUUACACUUACACACAAGUUGAAAAUUUUAGUGAUUUUAUGAGUAAGUUAAUUUCUUGUAUUCUAGUUUAAUAUAAUAUUGUAUGUUAUGUACUGAAUUAUUGUAAUUAAUAUAAUGAUAUAUUUUGUAUGGUAUACAGUGUUUCUAUAACUUUUUGGAGAUAAUAUACUGAUUUUCAGUUAAAUUUGAUUGUUUGAUAAAAUAAAAAUGCUUGUAAGUAUAUAAUCACAGAAAUAUAUACUUAGUAACAAACAAAAUUAUGAUUGAGGAUUAGAUUUAAAAAACUUUAACAAUAUUUUUAAUGAAAAAAUCCUUAAAAAAUUCACUUCACCCUGAGGUACUAUGGGAAGGAACUUGAACCCACAACUUUUCGCAAUCUGUGCGACUGCUUUUAACCACUAAGCUGGGACCUUACAGGACUGACUAGUAUUGUGUAGUAUUGCGAAUGCAAAAUUAAUUUAUAAUAUCAAUAAUUUGACAUAUACUAUUUAGUCUUGUUAAAUGCAGAGAAUAAAACAAAUCAACUCUAGUCUAUUCAAGCAUCACAUGUAGAAAACUCAUUUUCACUAAACUAGAACAAGGCAUAGUUACAUCUUGCAAAUUGCCUAAGCAGAUAAAUUUAAUUCCAAAUAUACAUUUUAUGUCCAUGUAGAUUGAGGAGUCACUCAGAUUUUAAAUAGAACUUUACCCCUUUAUUUAAAUAAUUUUGUAUACUAAAUUCUGAAAUUUGUGGAAAAAUAUAUCCAUAUCAAUGUGAAAGAGGUUCUACAAUCUAAACAUCUGAAUUAAGGAGCCAUGUAAAACAUGUAAAGUACUUAUAGUAUAUUAAUGAAAAUAUUGUAUCAUUUGGUAGCAAUAAAUUUGAGAUGGUGCAUAUGUGAGACAAUUAUUGUUGAUAUUAAAGAGUAUACAAUACUUUUAAUGUGGCUCCUCAAUCUAUACAUAAGUGGAAAUUUCAGUAAAAGUAUAAAUUAAGUAAUAAAUAAUUUAUACUCCACUACAGAAAAACAUUUAAUAGUCUGUUCAAAUUUGUAGCAAAACAGAUAAGCAAGGUACCGCAUAACACAUUUCAUAACU